Messenger RNA from Botrytis cinerea B05.10, 1480 nucleotides. RefSeq lists its product as hypothetical. Bases 193 to 1029 code for a protein of 278 amino acids. Lineage: Eukaryota; Fungi; Ascomycota; Leotiomycetes; Helotiales; Sclerotiniaceae. The transcript is spliced from 2 exons. The record is from RefSeq and is a predicted model, not a curated record.
GAACCUCCUCCACUCCACAGUACAGAAACUGUUCGAAUCCUAGUUAGGAGUCACAGUUACUAUAACUCUAAUAAGUUCUUCUUCUUCAUUGAACUUGAAUUCGAGAGCUGUAUGAGAUUUUCCAUUUGAUCGUAUUUCUGCGAUUUCUUCACCACGAAAGAACUCAGGACAAACUCAUUUUCAACAACAAUCAUGGAUUCCAUGAGAUCUUUGAAUACCUCCCUUCCAGGGGGCAAAUCACCCUCAAAACAAGUGCACAGCGAUCCUCCGCAACAAGUUCUGAUCGCACAAUUCAAAGCUGCCGCUUUAUCCGUCACCAAUCUCUACAAAACUGCCGCUGCAGAUCAAGGAAGGGCCAGGGCUGAAGGUUAUCAAGAUGCACUGGAUGAACUUUUAAGUUUCCUCGAUAAAGAAGAUAUUGGAUUGAGCGAUGGCGAGGGUUGGAGGAUUCGGAGAUGGGCGACCGAGAGGUUGGAUGGUCGGGAUACAGCAUCACACAACGACAGCGACGACGAGGUUCUUGAAAAAGGAGAUAGGGGAUCAUCACCAGUAAUUCAACGAUCGCAAAGUUCAAGUCAUAUUUCAACCUCAACUUCUAAACCAACAAGAACUGCUUCUCCAAUGAGCGCAGAAACAGCGCCUCCACCUGCGACCGUUGUUCUGCCCGACCCAGAACCUCCAACCAUUACCGCGCUUCCACAAGGCACAUUCACUUUCCGAUCUUCGCAACAGUAUCCACAAGAUCCCGAUAUUUUAUUGUCAGAUUUAGAUUUAUCAGAUAAAAAUCGCCCUCAAUCCCAUGACAAUUUCGGUAACCAGUCAGCGGGUAUUUCCCUCACUCGGCCUUCACGAACCAACGCAAGACACAACAAUCAUGCUUCCCGAUUAAACUCUAGAUCCUCGACACAGAUAAACAGAGGAGCUGGUCAAAAAAGAAAAAUAAAUUUUGGCGAAUUCUUUGAUCUAGGAAAUUUAGGGCAUGGAGACGAUUCUUUCGGUGGGGGUGGAAAGAGGGGAAGAUUCGUUUGAACGGCCACUACUUUCCUGCCUGCAGACUGUACAUAGCGAUGUAUUAUAUCUUCUACGGGGGGUACUAAACCACAUCUUUACAUUUGGUGGAUUAUGGACGAUUUGUAACGACCUUGACGAUAACAUGCCUACACAAGUUCGGGAACUUGUUCCUAAGCAGCAUCUAAAUGGGGGUAAUGGAGUAGGGGAACAGAAGACCGUGCAUUGGAAGGCGUCAAUUAGACAGCGAAUUUACCUGUCCAUGGGGGCAAAUAAUGGUCUCUAUGUAUAGACUAUUUUUCUUUCUUUAAUCAUCAAGUUAAAUACCCAUCGUUAGUUUUCAAGUUUUUAAAUUUAGAAGAUUUCCUGUAUUUUAUAUUGCGAUACGAUCAAGCAUUGCCAGUAUCUCGACCAGUGUCGAAAAAUUACCUUCUCUUUCUUUCUAUCGAAUGAUAAAUUUGAGAUUCCGAAC